Naegleria lovaniensis is the source of this 3357-nucleotide messenger RNA. RefSeq lists its product as uncharacterized. Lineage: Eukaryota; Heterolobosea; Eutetramitea; Acrasida; Naegleriidae. Gene Ontology annotation, biological process: regulation of GTPase activity; signal transduction. The transcript has a single exon. Gene Ontology annotation, cellular component: cytoplasm. Gene Ontology annotation, molecular function: protein binding. The record is from RefSeq and is a predicted model, not a curated record. The coding region runs from base 1 to 3357 and encodes 1118 amino acids.
AUGAAAAUCUCAUCCUUCUUUAAAAAGAAAAAGAAAUCUCAAGGCCAAUACGAGAACUCGAGUCAUGACAACACACCAACCACUCCGACUACGACGACAACAACAACAACAAACACAUCCACAGGACUCUCUCGAUCAUCUCCUCAAAAUCAAUCCUCUCCAUCCAUUUUGAUGGGAUCAUCCUCUCGAUCAUCACGUCGACAACAUUCUCGUGAUCAACACACAUCUUCUUCCACAAGUGUUUCGAAUGUGAAAUCCACAAGUGAAGCCUAUCCCAAUUCAAAAAUCUUUGGAUUUCCUCUUCCUGAAGACGUGAAUGAUAUUCCAAAAUUUGUCUAUCAAUCCAUCACGUAUUUAACACAAUAUGGAUUAACUGAAGAAGGUUUAUUUAGAGUUUCAACUUCAAAAGAUUGUUUGGAUAAAGUGAUUAGUGAAUUAGAACAUGAUAUUAACUUGGAUGUGAAUUUUGAUAAAUAUGGAGUGCAUUUGGCAGCUGCAUUGUUGAAGAUUUAUUUUAGAGAGUUGAGUGAUCCGUUAUUGACAUUUGACUGUUAUGGAAUGUUUAUUGCUGCUGAAAGAAUUCCUGAUGAAGGUGCUCGAUUGGAGACUAUUAAGAAGGUUGUCAAGUUUUUACCGCCUAAUUAUUAUACUACUUUGAAAAUGUUGUGUGAAUUUUUACAUUUGGUGAGCCAAAAUUCCAAGUCAAACAAAAUGACAGCUGACAAUUUAGCCAUUGUCUUUGCACCAAAUAUUUUGAGAGAACGAGGAGAAUUAGAUGUCAUGGAUUUAAUGAGACAUGCAAAGUGGAUCAAUCAUUUAACCAAAACAUUAAUUGAAAAUACGGAUUAUAUAUUUGGAAUGGGAAGUCCAAGAAGAUCUGUGACAUCCACUUCAUCAACACCAUCCAAUAAGAAUCCAACAACAAACGCUUCUGUUGAUCAAUCUUCCUCUCUAUUGACUUCAAACAGUACCACGAGCACCACAACCAAUAAUUCAACCAAUGAUAACUCCAAUGACAAUGCAGAAGAUAAUUCCAAACUCAUUAUGGAGCUCGCUCAAAUCAGACAAACUCUUGAAUCCAACGAUGAACAUGAACGAAUGCUUAGAAGAAGACAAACUCUUGAACGAAGAACAUUUCUCUCGAGUACAGAACGAAAGAAAACAAUUGCCAAAAUGACACAACAUAAUCUUUUAGAAAGUAUUUCGAAUACGAAUAACAAUCAAGACAAGGACUCGUCAAAUUCUCCAGCAACUCCUGGACCAAACUCUCCAUCGACAAUUCUCAAUCAUGAAACCACAAAUACUCCAUUUGAAGAAAUUGUGACAUCAUCAUUACCUGUUGCCUUGUCACCCACAAGAAAACCUCAAAUGACUUCAACUACUCAUGCUGGUGACACUUCUCCAAGAGUUAUUCAUGAACAGACCAGCACUGUAGUCACAGCAACAAGUCCAACUACUGCAAAAACAAUAGUCACUUCAUCGAAUUCACAAUCUUCAAAGAGUACCAGUAGCCCAACCAUUGUCACCACAUCAAGUGCCACUACUACGACUCCAACUAAAAAACCACUCACCACAGUUGUGAAAAAGAACAAGGAUAGUUCGUUAAUUACAGAAUUCAAAAAGGCAGUACAAAAAUACUUGUGCUCAUCUAAUUUAUUUGGAAUUGAUGUAGAUAUUCAACUCUCUCAAGAAACAAACACUGUACUUGUAACAUUAUCUGGCUUAAUUAUUGGUGAUACAUCCUGUGAUAUUAUUGAAACAGUCACAAGACUUGGAAAAGUUUCAUAUUUUGAUCCAUUAGAUUCCGUGUUUAACGAUAUUGUUCCUAAACUUGCCAAACAUCUCUCUCGUGAUUUUAAGGUUAAAGUUCAAUUCGAUAAUCUUCAUGAAUAUGAUUUAAUGCUCGAUGAGUGUCCAGAAAUUAUGUUAAUUACAUGUCUGCAUUCCAUUGCCAAAUACUUUUUUGAAUAUUGUGAUGAUCCAAAAUUGGAUGAUCAAUUCUUUGUCGAUUGGAUUUUAACCAUUUUCCCAACCAUGACUUAUUACCCUUAUUAUCACAUGAUUCUAUAUUGUCUCCUCAUUAGACAAUGUUACAAGGAAAAAGAUUUUGACAAGUUGUCAAACAUUUUGAAAACUUCUGAUCAACAUCCGUUCAGUAGAGACAAAAUUUCACUCAUUCAUCACCACAUAGAAGAUGAAAAACCUCUCAACUAUGAAAAACGAGCCUUUCUCAUCAGCAAAUUAAUGGGAGGCAAAAAUCCAUUUUUCACAAAUUACAACAAACAAUUGGAAUUUGCCAAACAUUUUGGAUUUAUAAUCACAGAAGUCUUGAUGAGAGAUUGUGCUUCAGAAAAUCCACUCACACUCUUUGAACGAUUUACUCUUCAAACAGAUAUUGCAUCCAUUGCUCGAGUUCGAACGUUUGAUCAAAAUAAUGAAAGUGUCUUGUUUGAUGCUAUUCGAGUUCCAGAUUUGGCAAUUAUGGAAUUUCUCGUUGAGGAAUGUCAAGUCGAUGUGAAUGCAGUGAAUAAUGAUGGAAUUUCUCCACUUACUCUUGUUAGAAUUUUAUACAAUGGAAUGGAAAAGGAAGAGCUUGAAGAUUAUCUCACCUUUGUUGGAGCUAAAGAAAUCAAACCACAAAGUAUUGACAUUUUAACACAUGACAUGUGGAGACAUAUUUUCACAUUUUUGGAAUUGAAAGAAAUUGCCACUUGGUGCAGAGUUUCUAAAAACUUUUAUGGUCUCAAUGUCAUUGAUAAUGAAAAAUUAUGGAUGGAUAUUUUUCAAAGAAUUCAAACGGUAGAAACAGUGGCAUUUAAUCCGUUUUUAAAAUUGACACAAAUUUUACAAACUCGUGAAUGUCGAAUUAGUUUUAGAUGUUUAGCAGAAUUUAAAUUUGAAUUUAGAUCUGAAGAUAUCACUUAUUUUGUUUUUAAUGAAAAAGAUAAGAAGCAUAUGGAGAUUCUAAAUACCAACACAGUACUCAUGGUCAACCCUCCAAAAAUAGAAAGUUCACACUUUAUUUCAUUAUUGCAAUUUGUGUUUGGUGAAUGUAAUUUAGAUGAUUCAAUUAUUGCCAUGUAUGAUCGAAUUAAGGCAACGAAAAAGUCAGAAAAGAGCAUGUUAAAAUUUAUUGAGGAACAAAUUCCACACCAACACGUGACACAACUUACCAAAUUUGUAUAUACCAUGCAAAAUAUUGCAGUGAAGAGAGAAAUGUUUAAGGAUCGAGUUGCGAGCUCAUCGAUUUUAUAUUAUUCGGUCAUGGUUGAUAAUUAUUGGUUUGUGAUGGCAUAUAAUACUCGACACAAGUUUAUUGGAGUGAUUAUUGUGGCAUCUGACAAUCAGAUUGAAUAA